CAGGUGCUGUAUACAUCAAAACCUCCCCCAGCAACACCCCCACAACCCCUUCCAAAAUGUUCUUAAAGAGACCUCCUGUUCCACAGGCAGUUAGCCACUCGCUCUCCAAGCUUGUUCUCGCUUUUGCUUGGUGCUAGUAUGAAUCAGCUGUAUGUUCCUGUUUUUUUUCCCCCUUGGACUACUUUGAGUAUUUUGUAUGAUUACUUCAAUAAACGUGAGUGCUUUGCUCUGAAGUGAUUAAGACUGGAUUCAUUUUUAUUAGCUAAAUAUACAUGUACUAUAAGAGCUUUGAUUUGUGUACUGUCGACGAAGGGGCUAUUCACCGUUGUCCACACAGGCCUAGCCAAGGACAAUUCAGUAGGGUGAGCUACAGUGGAACAGAACUGGAGUUCGCGAGGAGUUCGUCAGGCCGGAGGCGAUCGCUCGACGAAUGGUCCGGUCCCAUGGUCCAAGGAGCCUGUGUGGUACUCAAGUUCGAAUAGUUUAGCGUAUCUAUCUUAAUCAGUUACAAAUAUUAAUUUAAUUUACGUCUGUUCUAGAUUAAUAUUCAAUCAAGCCGAUUCCUAAGAUGGAGAACGAAACAAAUUUCGCCUGUAACCAGACGCAGACCAGCACCCCCUCUCCCGCCCCGGUGUCUCCCUGUUCGAGCGUGCCCCCCCAUCACGCCCCCCGCUAUGGUACGAUUAUCCCUAACCGAAUCUUUGUUGGAGGAAUCGACUUUAAGACGAACGAGAGUGACCUGCGGCGGUUCUUCUCCCAGCACGGCGCGGUGAAGGAGGUGAAGAUCGUUAUUGACCGUGCGGGGGUGUCCAAGGGGUACGGCUUCGUGACCUUCGAGACUCAGGAGGACGCCCAGAAGAUCAUUCAUGAUGUGAGCGCUGAUCGGCUCUGCUUCAGGGACAAGAGGCUCAACAUCGGCCAGGCCAUCCGCAAGCAGCAACUGGGAGUGCCCUCGAGCGGGUUCUCCAUCUCCAGUCCCAGCCCCGGUAUCGCCAUCCCCGCCUCCGCGGGCACCAUGUACCUCACCACCUCCACGGGGUACCCCUACACCUACCACAACGGCGUGGCGUACUUCCACCCCCCCGAGAUGAGCCCCCCAGCGCAGCACUGGCCUCCCCGGUCCAUGUCCGGUUCUCCAGUUAUGGUCGCCCACCAGGCCCCGCCAGUCUACCCGCAGCCCACGUACCACCACUACCAGGCUCCAGCGCAGUGCGUUCCAGGCCCUCUGCAGUGGAACAUGUCACAGUCUCCAGUACCCAGCAGCCCCCUGCUCUACCUGCAGCCCUCUGAGCUGCUGUACCAGCCCCUGGACCUGCCUGCAGACGGGGGCUGUGUGCCCCCCCCCAUGCCCCUGCUGGAGGCAUCUGUCCCCGAGCCCUACAUUGAUCACAUGGUGCAGCCAGCCUAUCAUCAGCUUUAUGCCCAGAGUCCUGGAGGAAUGGCUCCCAUAAUGCAACAGGAAAUAGGAAAGGAACAGCGGUUUCACUGCGUGAGAAGAGGGUUCCCCCACUCCCAGGUGGGCCUGAAGGCCCGGUACAGCCGCAGCCCCCACUGCACCCACCCCCGCAAGGAGUACCGGCCCGACGUCGGCAGCCUGUCCCCCCCGCCCCCCGCAGAGCCCCUCAAGUAGGAGCGAUGGGCUGGGUGGGGGGAGGGGCUAUGGAGCCCCCGAAGACGCUCUGGCCAGGGGGGCGGGGAGGGGGGCGGGCGGAGAGGAAGACUUAAUGACAGCCUCUGGAUGAACCAGGCAAGCCUUAAAUCCGUACCCUCGAGACAUGAACCGUGCUCCCAACUCCCAAAGAGGAAGGACACCCACCUAACCCUGAACCAUCAACCCUGCACCCAUCCAACUCUUAACCCCUGACCCCAAAGAUAUCAACCCUGCACUCAUCCAACUCUUAAGAUAUCAACCCUGCACUCAUCCAACUCUUAACCCCUGACCCCCAAGAUAUCAACCCUGCACUCAUCCAACUCUUAACCCCUGACCCACAAGAUAUCAACUCUGCACUCAUCCAACUCUUAAGAUAUCAACCCUGCACUCAUCCAACUCUAAACCCCUGACCCCCAAGAUAUCAACCCUGCCCUCAUCCAAAUCUUAAGGCCUGACCUCCCGAAGAUAUCAACCCUGUACUCAUCCAACUCUUAACCCCUGACCCCCAAGAUAUCAACCCUGUCCUCAUCCAACUCUUAAGAUAUCAACCCUGCACUCAUCCAACUCUUAACCCCUGACCCCCAAGAUAUCAACCCUGCCCUCAUCGAAAUCUUAAGGCCUGACCUCCCCAAGAUAUCAACCCUGUACUCAUCCAACUCUUAAGAUAUCAACCCUGCACUCAUCCAACUCUUAACCCCUGACCCCCAAGAUAUCACUCAAGCCUGGUCCCCAACACAUGAACUGCACCCCCAUUCAGCCACGAGACUGUUCCCCAGAAACAUCAACACUGUUCUCAUCUUACAUUCUUACCUUACACUGAUCAAAGCUGCAGCCGUCCAGGCCCUUAAUGACCUAAAGCAGAACCGUCCACAGCCCUUCUUCCUCCCGUCCCUUAGUACCUGUUCACCUGACAUCACGUCACACCAGCAGACAUGCCGGUCAGGUGUCCCUGUAAACCACCAGCAUCGCAUUUCCCCUCUGGCCUCCAAAGCGGUGCACCUUCACGUCUGCCUCAAAACUCGGGUGUUCUUAUCCGACCCCCCGACUGAGUCCUGUAAGGGCAACUCAAAGAGGACCCCCCCCCCCUCCUCCCAUGGCCCCCCAUGACUGAGCCCCUCCCUGAGCAUCAGACCCCCCCAGCAGCUCAGGGUCAGUGAGCACCACAGCCUCCUAACCGACGGUAUGUUGCCUGUGCUGUCUGGGAAAUUCUGUCUAAUAGGUGCUUUAUCGGCAGUUUUUGUACACAAAAGAAAACGCUUUUCGUUAGUGGAGCAUAAUGAAUCCAAACCAUCUGUGAACAUGUCUUCCAUUACAGAUUUUGGCUCGUUACUAUUUAAUAGAUGCCAAAUGCACUGAACGUUAUACAGACGCCAUCCACUGGUGGACUUGCGUAAGGACACUGCCACUCUUAAAACCUGAUUGCAAGUCACUUAACUGCAGUCUUAUAUUUAGUUCUCUUUUGUUCUGAAUAUUUUCCUCUUUUUUUCCUGUGUAUGUGUAUUUUAGAAUAGGAGUGUAUAAGAUCUAUUUUAUUUUUGUUAUGAGAGCCAAUAUCUUGGAUUUUUUCUUAUUUGUAGAAAUGUUCUUAAAUGAAAAUUAUUUUUUAUUUUAAAAAAUGAGGUACAGAAGUGUUUCUUUAUCACAUUUUUAUUUUUGACGAUUAUCUACUGUAAAAAGGGAAUAUUUAUUUUUCAAUAAGUGUUUUGACCUUGAACUUCUAAAAUUUAUUUUGAAAAAAGCUUUUUUGGUAGAUAUUGCAGGCAUUGCCUCUUUUGGGCUACAGUCUGACCAAUACCUGAAACACUGAAAGUGCAGCUAGCCUCCGCAAUACAAUAAUACAGGCCUUAUGCUCAAUUCACAGUGCCACCAUCAGGGGGCGCUGCCUCGUUAUUUAUUGCCUUGAGGGUGAAAAAACAAACUCGGAAAACUGAAAACAUGUGUGCACUUGUUGAGUGUCGUGCGUGUGCGUGUGCGUGCGUGCGUGUGUGUGUGUGUGUGCCCUUCCCUGAGCUGUACAGGCACACCUGUUUCUUCUUCAGUUGAGGCUCUUGAGCUGCCAGGCCUGGAUCUCUCCCCGUUGGCCCGAGCUAUAGAUCCAGGCUGGAACACAGCCAUAGGCAGACCCAGGCCCAGUCUUCACCCCAUUUACUCUUUAAUCCUAGUUCAGUCUUGUCUGGCUUUGUUUCUGAAUCUGAAAAACUUUGAUUCCCAUAAUCCCCUAGCUAUGACUGCGGAAUGGUGCUCUUCUUCUCUGGUCGCAGGUUACCUUCCUCUCCCGUCUCUGUGGAGUAUUUCAUGUCAUCCUCCGUCUUUCCCGUGUAGAUACUCUUCCUUUCUCAGAGGGAUUGACCAGGUCUGCGCCAUCUCUCGCUGGUCAGACCGCCCCCUGAACCUCGGCCUGUCGAGCUCAGUAUCGAAACUCAAGGCUCUAGUUCAUGAUGUAGCAUUUUUAAAACAGAGACCAGAGCGCUCUUAAAAAUCUCCCCCAUCAGGUCUCAGGAUUUCACCAGCUGAGCGCGCAUCCCAUCCCCAGCUUCUGUGAGGCUCUUUAGGUCAGACGAACGCCCGCGUUUGUCCAUUUAUGGCAGGUCUUGAGGUGUCUUGCCAGCCAAUCAGAAUUCCCUCUGCGUCGCCAUGGCGAGUUGUAGCGUUAUCGCCGCUCAUCCAGAACAGAGCGAGUCUGGACGUCAUCGCUAGGAAUCGCUCGGGGCUCCUCCUACGCGCGCGUAAAUGAACUGUCUGCUUUUUGUUUUGUGUCAGCAGACCUGUCUGUGGUUUCAGACAGGUUUUCGAAGAAGGAAAAGACAUGAUUUAGAAGAGCGAUGAUGUGGGAUUGCUCAGGUAUUUUUGUGUUUCCACACCUCUGCUCGUUGGAGAAAGGAGCAGAUUCAAGUCUCAGACUCUUCCGGGGUCUUCGGACUGACACUGAAAGUGCAGCUCAGAGUCUUACCUGUUGUACUCACCUGUCCAAAGUUUUAUCAUUUCAUUCGAUAGCCUCGGUAGUGUGAAUAUGAUGUGUACAUAAUUGAUGUGUGAGACAUAUUAACAGGGUAGAAAGAGACAAUAAUAUGGAUACGUCAAAUUCUGAAGAGGCUCUGAUAACGUAAGGAAAUCUGCAAACCAGUUACUUGCUCUUUUGAAAGCAAGAGACAGGGUUUAUUAACAAAUAAUAUUAUUAUUAAAUACAUAUUGUAAGCCAUGUCCACUUUCUCAUUUGAGCCUCUUCAAAGAAAGUAACUUUUAAGAUAUCCUUUAUGAUAUCUCUUUCAUUUAUUUGUACUAAUUUGUUUACAAUUUUGAAUAUGUAUUUUUUUUGUGAAAGAAAAUUACUGUGAUUUUUUUUCUUCUUUUGUUACAUUUAUAGUGUUAGUUUUGACCUUGUAAUGAAUAUUCUCUGUGACAUAAGCUAGCGCCUAUAUCCUGCUCACAGCUUUAUGUAAUACUGAAGCACCAGCAUGACUGCAUUCUUACAGAAAGACAGGUUGUGUGCGAGUAACGAAAUCUUAAAUAUUUUUGAAAAACCCUCUGGGCGCCAGCAGCAUGGUUGUUUGUUCAUAUUCCUGUUUGUGUGUAGUUGGCGGUUAAAUAGGGUCUUCAGCUCAGUAACCUUCAUUCGUUUGUGUUUUAUACUUAGGGACUUGCUUUUAUUAAAGCAAUGUGAUCAGAGAAUUUCAAAACGUUUUUUUUUACAGAAUCUAUUUCAUCACACGCAUUUAUCACACACCCAAAAGCUCAAGAAAGUGUGGUUUAUGGAACUUAGUGUUUUUUUAUUUAGUAAUGAUCACACGUUUAGAUUAUACUGGUAACACAUAAAGCAACGUGAGAGAAUUUGACAGUUUGUAUUUCACAACCGCAGCAUCACAGGUAUUAGAACGGAACGUGUGCUACUGUAAAACAAUUUCAUGUACGAAGAAAAUCAAACAACAUCAAAUGUACGGCCACGUCAUCUGCUAACGUUAACAGAUGGCAAGCUGGUUUUUUUUUUUUUGUGUGUGUCAAGUUGAAAUUUUAUGGGGUCACGUUCUCUCUCUCCGAAUCUGGCUACACUUUCUGAAAAAACCCCCUCUCAUGCAUCCAUCAGUGCGCUCGUAUCUCAUCUGUGAGAGGGAGACCGUGUCUCUGGGGUUGAUCUACCGUGCACAGUUGACUGCUCUUUUGAAUUUAUGGGGGUUUUUUUUUGCUGUUGUUUUUUUUUUUUGUUUUGUUCAAAAUGUGAAUUGGCGGGAGCAGCUGUUGCUGCCACAAGUUCAACUAUCAACAUAAAUCCAGAUGCGCUAAAUAAGGGCGUAUCUGUUCAAGCUUUUAAAAAAAAAAGAAGAAAAAAACGCUUUCUUAUCUUUUCCUUGUUUCUUCUGUUCCUCUGUUUCCUUUCUCUCUUUCGAACCCUUUGUUCGGUUCGGGCGACCGUCACUGAAAACAGCCGGCUGACACACAGCCUUUCUCUCGUGCCGAUUGAACUCCGUUAUCGCUGAAGGGCUAACGGUGGCAGGUCGAAGUGUUCCUCGUUUGGUGGCUGUUCUUGUUCUGUCAUAUCCUGAUGCUCUUGUCUUUUUUUAAACCUAAAUUAUCCUAUUAAUAGAAUAAAGUAAUAUCGAUUUUCCCUUAACUUAAAGGUAAUUAUUUAAUUACCAGGUGUCAGCCAGAUGUUACUUUAACAGUCUUCCCUUUCUGUAACCCUGCCCUUGUCUUACCCUAUCUGCGACCCACUUAGCUGAGGCAUACUCCUGUCAGGAUGGAACCAUUUCUUGUCCUCAGAGGAUGACUUCCAUGGACAGGAGCUUGGGAGAUCUUUCUCAUGGGUGCUGAUGCACAGUGCGGUCCCCAGCCUUACUGUAAAAGCACUUCACAGUCCCAGCCUGCUAACCCAUUGGCCACUGGAGCAAGAUUUAGCAUAUUUGGCUUUCCCCUCGUCCCCGUCACUCAAAUCUGGACUGCUCUGGGUAUUUGGGAUCUCAAGCUUCUGUUUACUCACUCCUAAAUCAGUCUCAGCCUCUCCCUGGCUGAGCCAUUCGAGCCAGCUUGGCCCGAUUUCCAUUUCCUCUGCACCCGGUCGGGACACCCCUCCUCCCAUUGGUCCAGAUGCCUGCCAUGUGACCUGCCUGGACCAACUGCGCAUCGCACGCAACAUGCUCCCACUCCAAAGGAAUCUCCUGUCUAGUUGCACAGCACUGGCUGCAAACAAAGGUUUUCUUCCGACACUGUUUUUUUUUUUUUUCCUAUGCUACGUAGUUCUGUGUGCUGAGGGUUUUUUACGUUUUUAUUUGCACGCCGCAAGCUUUUGUCGUUCGUGCUUGUUUACUGCGGCAACACUCAUUUGUGUUAUGUUCUCUUUGUUCUUUGAAGUCCAAAAAUAAUUUGUGCGCCAUUUAAUUAAAGGGGUUGCCUUUUUUGUGUGUGUUCAAAGGAAAUUGUUUUUGUAAAGGAAAGCGAUGAAUAAAAGUGUUUUCUGUGAAACUG
Messenger RNA from Anguilla rostrata (American eel), 7108 nucleotides. Its product is annotated as protein boule-like. The record is from RefSeq and is a predicted model, not a curated record. Gene Ontology annotation, molecular function: translation activator activity; mRNA 3'-UTR binding. The coding region runs from base 569 to 1630 and encodes 353 amino acids. NCBI's taxonomy places the organism in Eukaryota, Metazoa, Chordata, Actinopteri, Anguilliformes, Anguillidae. The transcript is spliced from 12 exons. Gene Ontology annotation, cellular component: cytoplasm. Gene Ontology annotation, biological process: positive regulation of translational initiation; 3'-UTR-mediated mRNA stabilization.